This is a messenger RNA of Rhopalosiphum maidis (corn leaf aphid), 1907 nucleotides long. RefSeq lists its product as uncharacterized. The record is from RefSeq and is a predicted model, not a curated record. The transcript has 5 exons. NCBI's taxonomy places the organism in Eukaryota, Metazoa, Arthropoda, Insecta, Hemiptera, Aphididae. Bases 1 to 1257 code for a protein of 418 amino acids. Gene Ontology annotation, molecular function: calcium ion binding.
AUGAUUCAGAUGAGAUUCUCAUAUGGCACUCCUUCCGGUUGCAUCAGUAUACCUCCACCCUUGGACACAGAAAGUUUUUUAAGGACUUCAGAAGAUCUGCUCUUAUACCAAAAUAAAAUAUUAAUCGUCCAAAUUAAUAUGUGUUUUAUACAUAGAUAUAAUAUCGUCCAAAUAUUUAUUAUUUAUACAGUUACUACAAAUGUUUACGUAUCAUUGGUCACCAACGAUACUACAUAUUUUCAAACAAGACAACUGAGUGGCCAACAAUAUGGCUUAGACUAUAAUUUACAAAACCACACACAAUAUGAAGAAAAAAUUGCAGACCGGUCAAGAACACUAUUCGAUUGGGAUAAUCCAAGAGUUGUAUCGAAAGAAGGGAUAAAAGUUCAUUCGAAAAGAAUUGAUACGAAUUUGGAAACCGAAAGAGUCGAGAACAAUGUUUGGUGGCCGUGGAAAAACUAUGAUGAUUGGCUGAAUGGUAGGGGAUUAAAAUCAGAACAGCCAAAAAAAUCAGAAAAGAAGAUCCGAAAGGAAAAAAAACAUAAAAAAAAGAACAAAAAAAAUGAAAAGAAAAAAAAGAAGUCAAAACCUGAUAAAAAAUUUAACGUUACAGUCAAAAGCAGUGAUCUUUUUUCGGUCAAUGCCGAAGACAACGAAAUUAUAAAAAAAGAAUCGAUACCCGAAAUACUUUACGAGGCAUCACCGAUUGAUAUAAUUUUAAGAAAUUCUUCUUUAGUUCCAACCUUGGUAAAAUAUACAUCCAGAAAUUAUACUUAUGAUGUUAACGAAUGCUUGACAAAUAACGGAGGUUGUGAAGGACUUUGCAUCAACACUCCAGGAUCGUACAGGUGUCAUUGUCCACCUGGUUUUAUGGUAGCUGACACCAAAUGUGAAGACAUCGACGAGUGCUUAUUGCGCAACGGUCACGGGCCGUGCCAAGGAACGUGCACGAACACCUGGGGAGGAUACAAGUGUUCGUGUCACGGCAUACCGGGCACCAGGCUGGCCGACGACCGGCACACUUGCGACGACGUGGACGAGUGUCGGGACGGCACUGCCGGGUGUUCGCACCAGUGCAUCAACACCGUGGGAUCCGCGUUCUGCGUGUGUCCGGACGGAUUGCAGUUGGACGACGGGUGGAAAACGUGCGUGGACGUGGACGAGUGUUCGGACCCGGAGCUGCAACAAUCGCCGAACGUUUGCUCCGAGCGCGGUUUGACGUGCAUCAACACGUACGGUUCGUACAAAUGCGCGUGACCUAAUGGGGUGGAUUACGAUAAUGUACUGUGGAUUUAGUUAACGACGCUGUACGACGAUACUAUAAUAUUAUUGUCACCACAUCUUAAAUAAUAACACAACACUGCUAGCAACAUGUGCACCGAUUAUUUAAAACUCACUAAUUCAUAAUAUUAAUUGACUAGUCACGAGUGCCGUUGUUGUUGUUGUUGUUGUUGUUGUUGUUGUUGUGGUGGUGGUGGAGAUGAUUAUUGUUGCCUCUUGUUAAUUAUUAUAUAACCUAUUGGUCACAUAUUGUUUUAAUCUUAAUUAUAAUUAUCAUUAGCUUUUACCAUUCACACCAUGAUUUGUUAACUUUUUUUUUAUACUUUUGAUAUUUUACAAAUGUAUUUAUUACACAUAAUUUAAGUAUACGCGCAUUAGCCCCAUAUACAACUCAACGACUAAUAAAUCACGAUUAAAAUAAUAUAUAUUAAUAUUUUUGUCACGAAAUUUAUGAAAUUCAUGAAAUGUUUAACCCGUUAUUUAACCAACAAUAGAAUUACACCUAUAUGUGAUACGUAAAACCACUUGUACUUAACCAUUUUAACCAUGCAAGCAUCAUACCAUUAAGUAUAGAUGGUCAUAUCAUUGUUUAACAUAUUUAUUAUUGUAUGUACCAAAUAUUAUUG